AUGGUCUUUUCUGGCGAGCGUUAUUACAACAUUUAUCGGAUUUUGUUAACAGCGGUUGGUUUGUGGCCUUAUCAAACGCCGAUUAUUAUGCAAGUACAAUCUGUGUUCUUCCUUGGCUCAUAUUGUUUCAUUCUUUUAUUCCAGAAACAAAUAAAAUUGGACUGGAAUUCAAUCAAAGAUAAUAAUGAAAUCAGAAUAUUAGAGAAAUAUGCUAACGAAAAUCGUCUUUUGUCAUUAAUUUCAAGUUUUAUCCUCGACGCUGUCAUACCGAUGAACAAAUCUCGUCCACGUAAAGUAAAAAUAGAUUUUGAAUUUUUUAUUGACGAGGAACAGUAUUUCUAUAUUUACUUAACAUAUGAAAUCAUAACAGUAAUAAUUGAAAUAUUUACCGUUCUCGCAACGGCAACAUUAUCGUUCGCGCUCAUCAGGCACUGUUGCGCCACUUUUAAAAUCGCUAGCAGUAAUUUAAUCGAAGAAACAGUGACUCAUCAUACGAUUCAAAUUCCGGCUUAUCAGAAAACACAUGUGAUGUGUCAGAGAAUUAAUCGUGCUGUUCAUAUUCAUAGAAAAUCUAUUCGAUAUAAUACAAUGUGGUAUUUAGCUCCAAUACCAAUACAAAAAUUGCUUUUAUUUGUGAUGCAAAAUUCUCUGAAAACUCACACCCUAAUACUUGGUCAUAUUUAUGUAACAUCUCUAGAAGGAUUUUCUACAGUAAUAAAUACUUUAUACUGA
Molecule: messenger RNA, 732 nt
Organism: Trachymyrmex cornetzi
Lineage: Eukaryota; Metazoa; Arthropoda; Insecta; Hymenoptera; Formicidae
Exons: 5
Coding region: 1-732 (243 amino acids)
Source: RefSeq, a predicted model, not a curated record